Messenger RNA from Phlebotomus argentipes, 11123 nucleotides. RefSeq lists its product as uncharacterized. Gene Ontology annotation, biological process: double-strand break repair via alternative nonhomologous end joining; DNA-templated DNA replication. The record is from RefSeq and is a predicted model, not a curated record. Gene Ontology annotation, molecular function: zinc ion binding; DNA-directed DNA polymerase activity; ATP binding. Bases 186 to 11012 code for a protein of 3608 amino acids. The transcript has 14 exons. NCBI's taxonomy places the organism in Eukaryota, Metazoa, Arthropoda, Insecta, Diptera, Psychodidae.
AGCUUGAGUGUGUAUUUUGUAUUUGUAGAGUCUUUAGCAAUGACAAAGUUUUUCUCAAUUAUUCUGCAAUGAUUGAUCCUGCAUUUCAUAGCUUAAUGGAAAAGACUUUAGAGUGCUACACUACUGUUUUUCUGAGGAAGAAACGUGAAAAUUCCUAGUUAGUCUGAAGAGAUCACGCGCCAAAGAUGCUGGGAGUGGAAGAUGAGGAGGAGGACUUGGAGGACACUCACCUGUGUAUCAAAUGCAAUCGCACAAUAAUUGGCAUUGAGAGUUACGUGAAGCACCGCAAAGACAAGACUUGCGGCCGCGACAAGUCCCUCACGCUCAACAGGGUGCAGGAUGAUGCUCCCUAUGGCGACAGGAUUGGCAGCGAUGGCUUCGGGUUCAACUACCCAGGAGAGACACCGAAGGCCCAUGAGCCGACUUCCGAAGUGAAAUUCCCGACGGAGAAUCUCGAGUACAAUUACGAUUUGGGGGCAGAUUUCUUCUUCUCAUCCCUGGAAUUGCAGAGCAGCGCAAAGAGGAAUCCCGUGAAAACGCCAGAUCCUCGUGUUCUGACCAGGAAAGCCACAGCGGCGAUAAUGUCCAGCCAUCAUGAGGAUGACUGGAUCCCUGAGCAGCAUCACAGUGAGUCUGAGAAGCUGAUGAAAGCAGUUUCUGAGAUUGGAGACAUGAAGAAAGACCUGCCCAUCUUCCAUCGGGUGGACUUUCCUCAGGAGUCUGCAGAGUCCAGUUCUGAAGAGGAGGACAUUGACGACUUUGGAGCACCGCCGCGGAAUCACACAGGGGGAAAAUGGAAGCCUCCUGAUCCAGUCAUACCUGCCAGUUCGCCCUGGAGGGCAGAGACUCAUUGGGAUGAGUCAGAUUGGAACAAAAGCCACGAGACUGAAGACCCGGAAGAUGACUUCUUCUCCCCGCCUUCGAAUCACACCAAAGGCAAGUGGAUUCCCGGAUCGAAAAUCACAAAGCUGGACUACAAGAACACUUCUCUGAAGAUUGCCAAAUGGUGCUACACAUGUAACAGGAAGUUGGCGUCACAGCAAAUGUACGACAGGCACUUGAAGAGCAGUCUUCACAAGAGGAAAUCCCUGCCAGAGAUUGAACUGGGGCAGUCUUUCAUUCCCCAGCAAGCCAGGAUGAGUUUCUAUGCCCAACAAAUGGUGGACAAGUCUCAAGCGGAAGCUGAGGAGGAGGCUAAAGUGACCAAUAGGACUGCUAAGAAGAAGCCAAAGAGAUUCAGGAGGAAGAUCUAUGCGAGAUGUGAAGUUUGCCGGAUGAAUAUGCGCCAUUAUUUGCUAGGAAAGCACCUGAUAUCGCACUAUCACUACAGGAGGAUGCAUCUUGAGCCCCAGAAGUGCGUAGCCACGGUGCUAAGCAAUAUCCACCGGAUCGUCCUUCAGUCUCCCUUCCAGUGUCAACCCUGCAGAUUCUACGCCAACACCGAGGAGACGUUCAUGUCUCACUGGCAUUCUCUUGCUCAUCAAGAGAGGAUGACUAGUGUUUCUCGUCUGUACUGCAGCUUCUGCAAAUUCGAGUGCAUAGACAAUGCUUCGAUGACUCAACAUCUGAUCGGAAUGGAGCAUCAGGAAGUCAUUUGGGCCAUUAAUCGCUCAGUUCCCAUCGUCAUUCGAGAGAAGAUUGUGAUUAAAUGCGAUUCCUGCACUCGUGAAUUCCGCUUCAAUGUCGAAUUGCGUCGCCAUGCGGCUUCCUGUGAACCACUUCGGAAGGAAAACAGUGGUUCGGACGCUUAUCAAUCCAAGUUUUUCUGCUCCGAUUGCUGUCUCGUGUUCACGGCCAGGAAAUCUCUCCAGAGACAUGAUCGAGAUGUCCACUCUAAGAAUGUCUACUUUUGCUCUAUCUGCGAAGUGACUUUCGCCUCGGCGGAAGUGGCGAAAUCCCACAGAAAUACCAUCGAACACAAGCUGUGUUCUGCCAAGAAGAGGUCGAGGAAGAAUCUCACCAGAAUCUGUUCGAUUUGCAAGGCAGAGUUGGAGGACAUUCUGAAGCUGAAAGAGCACAUUUCCCAAGUGCAUCCGGAGAAGAAGUACUCCUGUUCGGGAUGCAAUGAAGUCUUCAUCCUGUCGCAAGAGCUUUCCAGGCACAAGAGAGACAAGAAGUGUGUGAAGAGGCCGAAAUUGCAGGAUGAACGUCAUGAUCUCUAUAGCAUGCUUGAGUGCAAUUUGACUGAGGAUGCUCAAGCGUUCGUCAAGGAAGACUACAUGCUGUCUCAGGUGUUGGACACUGCUGAAGUUGAGGCGGCGCAGAAGGAUCAGGAAGACGAGGAAGAAAAAGAUAACUUCAUUUGCAAAUUUUGCAACAAGGAAUUCAAGAGGAGGUUCCUCAUGGAGCAGCAUCUUCACGUCCAUCGCGCCAGAGUGGCGUGUCGCCGCUUCAUGUGCUCACAGGAGGGUUGCAACUUCACGGGCCGGAGUGCCGGAGAGGUGAGGCGGCACCUCGAGACGCACAGUGACGAGAAGAAGCAUUGCUGCCACUUCGAAGGAUGCAGCUACCAGGGGAAGACUUUGGCGCUGCUCGCGAAGCACCAGAAGAGCCAUUCGGAGAACAGGAAGGAACACAAGUGCCCUCAUUGCGCCUACAAAACCUACAAUUCUUCACACUUGAACCGCCACAAGCGCAUUCACAGCGGCGUGAAGCCCUUCAAGUGCCCUCAUUGCACGUAUUCCAGUAAUACAUCUGAUAAUCUCAUGAAGCACAUCCUCAAAACAAAGCUGCAUCGCUCAAUCCAGGAAAAGUCUCUGAAUCCAAAUCACUUUUCUUACUCUGAUUGGUGUUGGUGCAUUCCAGAAAUGGCUCAGUUUUCAGAGUCAUUCGAGUUGAGCUUGGAAACUCUGCAGAAGCUGGAGAAUUUACCUGUUAUAGUGGCUCGAUCACAAGGACGCCGCCUGACGCGGGCAAAAACUCAAAACCUCCCCGCAGAGCCUCCCCAGACGGUACCAGGGAGUGUGACUUCUGAUGAGGAGAUUGUGGAGGCAUCACCCAAUAACAGCUUGCAUCAGCGCAAGUCUAUCCGGAAGCACAAGUCGGAUAGUUUGCUGGAGAAGAAGAGCAAAGUCUGCAAUCUCGAUGUCACUACGCUGGAACACAUGUUUGAGAUUGUGGAUGAGGAGGAAGCACUGGAGAAUCCCAUUUCAAGUCAGGAUAUUCUGAACUUGGAUCUGAGUGACUGGGAGAUGUCACAAGCUUGUCAGCCAAUUCAGGAAGCGCAGGAGGAAGUCUUCAAUGUGGACAAUGUGACUUUUGUGGCAAAACCGACAACAGAUCAGGAGUUGAAGGCUUGCCGGAGGGAAGCUUCUCAGAUGAUGAAGGAUUUUCACGAGGAAGAAGAGAGUUUUGCUCAAUUCUCACAAUUUCCCAGCCGAAGGGAAGAGCGAUCGAUCCUGGAAACAUCUAGCAAACCAUUGCGAACUCCCAAGGCUGCGCAGGCGAAAUACUUGUCGUCCUGGGGACUUCCACAAAGUAUUCUCAGUGCGUAUGCCAAGAAGGGGAUUACGGAGAUGUUCCAGUGGCAGGUGGAGUGUUUAUCCAACCGGCAAACACUGCUCGAGGGUGAGAAUCUCGUGUACAGUGCUCCCACUUCCGCCGGAAAGACUCUGGUCAGUGAAAUUCUCAUGAUUAAGAGUGUGCUGGAGCGUCAGCAGAAAGCCCUUCUCAUCCUCCCUUUUAUCUCUGUCGUCCGGGAAAAGAUGAUGUACCUUCGGGAACUCCUGGCGCCCGCUGGAGUGCGUGUGGAGGGCUUCUAUGGCGGAUAUUCACCGCCUGGAGGACUGGAUUCUUGUCAAGUGGCUGUGUGCACUAUUGAGAAGGCGAACAGUCUCUUCAAUCGCCUCCUCGAGACGCAGAAGACGCAGCAAGUGGGAAUAGUCGUGGUGGAUGAAAUUCACUUGAUCUCUGAUCCAAAUCGUGGGUAUAUUUUGGAGUUGCUGCUAGCCAAGAUACUCUACAUCAGUCAGAAGAUGGACCAGAGGAUUCAAGUGGUGGGAAUGUCAGCAACACUGCCCAAUCUGGAGCUUCUCUGUCGUUGGCUCUCAGCACAGCUCUAUACGACAGAUUUUCGGCCUGUGGAACUCAAAGAAAUGAUUAAAUUAGGCACGAAAAUUUACUCCAAUCGCCUAGAAGAGAUUCGAACGCUGGAUAUUAAUGAGUUCUCGAAGAUUUGUAGUCUUCGGGAUCAAGAUCAAGUGGCUCAACUGGUGAUUGAGACGGUCAGCGAAGGCUGUGGUGUGAUUAUCUUCUGUCCAUCCAAGGAUUGGUGCGAGAAACUUUGUCUCACACUUGCCGAAGUGAUUUUUACAGUGAGAAAGGCUGGGAAAUUGCGUAAUGUUAUCCACCGUGAGAAGACUGAUGCACUCAGGGAGGAACUACGGAACUCCCCAACGGGAUUGGAUGAGAUUCUGGCCAAGUGCAUAAACUUUGCAUGCGCAUUUCAUCACGCUGGCUUGACCACAGAAGAGCGGGAUGCCAUUGAAAGUGGUUUCCGAGCGGGAUCGUUGAAGGUUCUCGUCGCCACCAGCACACUGAGCUCAGGAGUGAAUCUGCCAGCGAGGAGAGUUAUCAUCAGGACUCCGAUGUUCGGUGGGAAGCCUAUGAAUCCCUUAACUUACCGGCAAAUGAUCGGAAGAGCGGGCAGAACAGGCAAAGAUAUUCUCGGAGAAGCGAUUCUGAUUUGUGAUGAUGCAAAUUCAAGAGCUGGGAAGGAGUUGCUGACGCGAGAAUUGACGCCAAUCUCUUCCUGCCUCGAUGCUCGACAUUCUGGGAAUCUUAGAAGGGCUCUUCUUGAGAUUGUAGCCUCUGGAAUGGCGAGCUCUCUGCAAGAUGUUCAGCUAUUCUUCUCUUGCACGAUGCUCUGGGUAGAAAAAGGAGAUCUUCCAACUACUGCCUCAUACUCAGAUGAGGAAGAUCAGCAGAAUGAUGACUCUGUGAGAGAUAGCGUGGCCUUUCUUCUCAAGUAUGAGUUCCUAAGGCAGCAAGAAGACCUUCUUGUAUCCACAAGAUUAGGUCACGCAUGCCUGGCCUCAUCAAUCUCUCCAGCUGACGGCUUCCUGCUCUUCUCAGAACUCCAGAAAUCCCGCCAGUGCUUCGUUCUGGAAUCUGAGCUCCACGCUAUUUACCUCGUCACUCCGUUCACAGUCUGUCAGCAACUCCCAGAGCUGGAUUGGUUGCACUUCCUGGACUUGUGGGAACGCUUGCCGGCCGCCUCAAGACGCGUUGGGGAACUCAUAGGCGUGCGAGAUGCUUUUCUGGUGCGCGCCAUGAGAACGAAAUCUGUGGAUGCGAAGCAGCUGCAGAUCCACAAGAGAUUCUACACCGCCCUGGCACUUCAAGAACUAAUCAGUGAAAUUCCCAUGGCUUCUGUAGCAGCGAAAUUCAAGUGUCCUCGUGGACUUUUGCAGAGUCUACAGCAAAUGACUGCAUCCUUCGCCGCUAUUGUGGGAUCUUUUUGUCAGUCACUGAAUUGGCAACUUCUAGCCAUGAUUGUGGCACAGUUCCGAGAGAGGCUCUUCUUUGGCAUUCAGCGAGACUUGGUGGAUCUCAUGAGAGUGCCGAGUUUGAACGCUCAACGCGCGAGAGCACUUUUCUCAGCUGGCAUUGAUAACAUUUUGACUCUGGCGACGACGGAUUCUAUAAAAAUCUCAAAAAUUUUGCUGGAUUGCGUAUCUUUUGACAUGGAAGCCCAGCGAGAUGGGGAAAAUGAUCACGAUGCUAGAGAGAGAAUCAAUCUGAGGAAGUUUCACAUUACUGGAAGGCGAGAUUUGACCAUUGAUGAAGCGGCAAGAGUGAUCAGAAGUGAUGCAAGACAGAUAAUAGAGCAGGAAAAUGGAACAAAAAAUUGGGAAGAUGAGGAGAUCUCUAAGAUCAACUCCAGUUUGGAUGAAAUUCCAGCUUCUCAGUCGCCAAAGAGACUUAAAAAAACACAUUUAACGAGAUUUCUUCGGUCCAACAAACUCUCUUACGUUACCAGAGAUGAAAAGACUUUCAAGGAAUUUUCCCGGAAAGUCCUGAGGUGUCCAGAAGUAUCCGUGGCUGUUAUUCUAGAGCAGAACAAACAGAGGAGGGCGAACAUUGGCGUUAAACUGUUCAAUGAAACAGGAAACUUCGAGGAAUCCGUCCACGAAGACUUCAGAGUUGAUGAGGACACAAUUCUUAAAGCACUGGCCAUAACUCACGAUGGAAUGGAAGUGAAUAUUGUGAAUUUCGAGCAGGAAGCUACUAAACUCACAAUUGCUAGACUCUUCAAUCGACAAGACGUUCUGAUUCACAUGUGGGAAGCUAAAGACAAGCUUAAGAUUCUGGCUAAAGUUAUUCCUGAAAUUCUCAACACUCGGGCUGCUUUCCAAGAUCCUCAAAUCGCCAAUUGGCUUCUACAGCCCGAUGAAGCUUCUACAAGCCUUCACAGGAUUGUUAUGCUUCAUCGCCCGGAUUUGGAAGCGCUCUUGACUCCACCAGAAUCGACUAAACAUCCAGCGGCUGUACUUCAAGGUGCUUCAGAAAGCGCUAUUGUAUUUAAUUUGCGCGGAAUCUCUGCAAAACUCGUGACUGUUGGCAAUGGGAAACUCCUUAAAGUCUUUCGGGAAUUGGAAAUGCCCAUCCAGUUGUCUCUCUUCCGAAUGGAAACUGUUGGAUUUCCAGUAAACACCCCUGAAAUGGAUGCCUUCGUGGCUGAAUGUGAAGCUCUUAUGUCGGAACUCGAGAAGAAGAUUUUUACUCUGCACGGGAAGAGAUUCAACCUCUCCUCUGCACGAGCUGUGGCCAGUGUCUUGGGCAUUCCCAGGGAGAAAGGCAAGAUCUCAACUGCCAGGAGUGCUCUUGAGAAGCUGGGAACUCCUUUGUCCAGGCUAAUUAUUCAGCAUCGCACGCUAACAGCCGUCUUCACGAAAACCAUUCAACCACUAGCCAGGAGCGUUCGGAAGGACAGGAUUCACGGUGCCAGCUUCUCGCUGACUCAGACAGGAAGGAUUACAAUGCAUGAACCCAAUCUCCAGACAGUAGCCAAGGAUCUCGAGUUGGAUUUCGCUGAGGAAGGCGCUAAAAUCCUAUCUUGCCGGAAGAUUUUCGCUCCAAAGCGUAGUAAAUGGCUGGUAUCUGCGGACUUUUGCCAAUUGGAACUCAGAAUUCUCAUUCACUUCUCUCAGGAUCCAACGCUGAUCCAAGUCAUCAAGUCCGAUUGUGAUGUCUUCCGCGCUGUGGCGGCUCGCUGGAAUGGUGUUCCUGAGUCCAGAAUCACCACAACGAUGCGCCACGAUGCCAAGCAGAUUUGCUAUGGGAUAAUCUAUGGAAUGGGUGUCCGGAGUCUAUCUGAAACCCUGAAAACCGAUGAAGCGACCGCUAGAGAACGCAUUGAGGGCUUCUAUCGCGUCUACCCAGCAAUCCGCACGUUUAGUGACAAAGUUCUCAAAGAAGCACGUCUCAAAGGCUUCGUGGAGACACUCUCAGGCAGGAGGCGUUUCCUGGAGCACAUCACAAGCCAAGAUUCCGCGCUGAGAGCUCAGGCUGAGCGACAAGCUCUGAAUAGUAUGAUUCAAGGUUCCGCAGCCGAUGUGGCCAAGAAAGCUCUUCUCGAGGUGCAGAGAAAGGCACCAAACGUAGAUUUCAUUCUUCACAUGCACGAUGAACUCAUCUUCGAGUCUCCCCGGAAUCUCAUUCCCCAAUUCGUGAAAUCCCUGCGCGAAGGAAUGGAAAACUGCAUGAAAUUGAGUGUUCCUCUCAGAGUGAAGCCCGAUGAAGUGCCUUGUAGAAUGUCUUCGCGUCCGAUCGGCCUGAGAUUCUCACCGUUUGCAUCGUCAGUGGCGUCGAGCGUGGCCGUGGGAGUGGCGAAAAGUAUGCCCAGUGGCCACACGAGGGGAAGACAACAACAGAGCAAGACAAGCAGCCUGUCCGGGAGUGAGACGGACAUCUCCACGUCCACGGAGAAUCUGUCGAUGGAGGAGCGCUACGUCCUUCGUCACACGGCCCGCGUUGAGCCGCAGGGCCAGGAGAAUAUGCUGGAGAAUGUGCCUGUGGUGGCCAGCGAGGGGGCGCGAUUCGCCUCCAGUGCCUCCAUGGACUCCACGCGCUAUCCGUCCAGUAAUCGCAGCAUCUCGGAAACCCGCAAUCCGAUCUACGUGCAGCAAGCGGGACCACAGCAAACUGCGCAGAGCGCAGGGAAUGGAAGUGGGAGCGGAUCCAACAGGAACUCCCUCAAACAGGAGACGAACUCGAAUCGCUCGUCAAUGGACGUGAGCACGUGUUCGUACAAUACAAUCAUCAUCCAUAAUGACGACAGCCUGUAUUCACUGAAUGGGCGUGACUUCCCCAGUCCGCCGCCGUCAAUCAUUAAGAAAGACCGGCCGCGCUCAUACGGUGAGCAGGGAAUUCAGGAGAUCACGCAAAUCCCGGAUGACUACCUCAAUCAGAGCCAUGUGCUGAAGCAUCUGGCCAAGGAGAUAAAGAUCCCGGUCAAUCGACGCAGCAACACUAGGGAUUCCGGCGUAUCCGAGAACACAGACUCCAAGGAGACGCCGAAGUACGUGAAUUGGAGCGCUGAGGGCAUGGCGAAGGCCAAGAGCAAGAGCCAGCCGGACCUCACGAGACUCACUGACAUCGAUCUGGAGACGAUUGAGGCGUUAAUGAAAGAGAACUCCCUGCUUAAGCAGCAACUCAACACAUGCUACAUGAAAGUGGCCAAAACCCAGAAGCUCGAGGAAGAAGUAGCGAAUAUCUAUCGUGUUCACGAGGAGUUGGUGCAAUCGUGUGAGCGCAGAGAGAAGCUCGAAAGGGCAGCUAGAACGCGUCUUCAGACGGAUUUGCAGCGAGUGCAGGAGUUGAAUAAGGCGUUGAAGGAUCAAGUGGAUAUUUUUCAGAGUCAGUUGUUGGCUCCGUCUGAGCAUCAGAUACUAAUAGCUCAGCUUUUCACACAAAAUAAGGAAUUGACAGCAGCGAAGGAUCGACAGGAGAUCGAAUUGGCCGCGCAGAGAGCGACUCUGCAGGAGCAGAGAAAUCAUAUUGGAAUCCUCGAUACGGCGCUGACGAAUACGCAGCAGAAUAUGAGGAGAUUGGAAGAGGAGUUGAGGAAGAAGCAGACUUAUAUUGAGCGACUGGCGCAGUUGCAUCAGCAGUCAAAGCAGCAAAACGAGGAGAGGAGGAGAUAUGUGUAUGAGAAUGAAUUGAGUAAGGACUCCAAUCGCAGCGGAAGCAGCACAAAUAGUGAGUCCAAGUGGCAGAUUCAAGAGAAGGCUAACCAGAUUGCGAGAUUGGAAAAUGAACAGAGGCAGCUUGAGGAGGCGCAAUUGCGCCAGAAUGUGGCGAAAGCGAUGGAGAAGACGGCCCAAGAGACGGAUAGAAUCAUAGCUGAGGCGAAGCAGGACAAGAUGCGGUAUUUGGAGGAAGUGCACACGGCUCAGAGGCGAGUUAAUGAUCUCCAGGCGCAUCUGAAGGUGCUGGAGAGUCGUCUGGCCGAGAAGGAUGCUGUGCUGAGAGUGUUACAGGGUCCAAAAGCUUGUGCGGCGUCCUUUGACUCCUACAAUCUGUCCACGGACAGCUUCGCCAUGAGUCCGCUGAGUUACAACAGCCAGGGAUCGUUUAAUGUGUCCAAUACGUCCUUCCACACGGCUACGAAUACGUCAUCGCUUCUGGAUCCAUCGCCGUAUGGGGGUAAUUCGGCGUCUAACUUCUCGCCGACGCCGUCAAUUCACGCCGCAGCGACGGCCACUCCUUAUGGCAGCCAAACGCCCACGCCGACGUACAACCAGAGUGCGAUGAAUCUGCAGUCUAUGGGGAAUUACUCGCCCAACUCCAGCUCUAACUACAGCGCAGGGAACUUCGAUGGGGGUCACAGUUACGGACAGCCGGCGAGCACGUACGAGUCGAGCUAUGACACGAGGAAUAGCAUCGAUGACCACAUGAAGAAGCAACUGGACGAGCAACUGAGCAAGCGUGGACUUUGCUGCUUCCCGAGCCUCACGACUAAGAAGAUGAAUAUUCAACCUCUCCUCUCUGAUGAGGUGUCUGUUCUAUCCACUAACAACAGCGACGCCUUCCUUCAGAAACUUGCUCACAUUGACCAGCGCGAGCGAGAGCGCCAGGAGAAGCAGCAGGAAGUGGCGAAAAAUGAGGAAAUAGUGCUGCUGGAGAAGCAAGGUCGAUGUUCUCAGAAAAUGAGGAACAACACCAUGGGAAACCUAGUUCAGGUGUCGCAAAGCGUAGGCCAGAAUAUGACGGACAUCAGCAAUAUUGGUGUCUCUUCAGCUUCAAAGGUCCCCAAACUUGUCACGAAUCUGACGCAGAACAUCCUGCCUCCGAGGAAAGAGCGCGGAUCAUCACUUCCGCCCACUGCGAGUGCUCUGCCUCGGCCUCCGAGGGGGCUUAAGCCUCCGCGGAAAAUUGAAUAUGAUCGCUUGAGCGAUUCUGAACUCAAGAAACGAUCUCAGACUCCACCGAAACUCGCCCAGCGGGCCUAUGACCUCAAGACGGCGAGUCUCAAGCGCGGAGACUUCUGCCAACGUCGGGAAUUCUCGCCCGGGAAAACCUACAUCGAAAUGAAAGAGGCCAUGGCUUUCAAACACAAGGACUACGGUUCUAUCCCAAGACCCACUUAUUCGAAACCUGAUUUCACUUCCACCAGAAACUAUCAGCGCCUGGAAGAGUCCUCCCCGCACAAAGCCAGUCCCAAGCGCUCCCUUUUGCCGGCAGUGACUAGGAAGCCUACUCCUGUCGCCAAGAGUUCAAGAGACUCCCUGAAUUCUGCCUCCAGUGGUUCUAACAACUCCAAUCACUCAGCCACAAACUCCCGCUCUAGUCCUGUUCAUGCAGAGCCGGCCUAUCAUCUUCACUUCCACGCUAAGACCCCUCCCAAGUACGUCCCUCUCGGGGCUAGACCACUGGCGCCUCCAGUGAAGCCUCCGCCGCCUCUGCUCCACCACGCAGCGCCUCCAGCAGCCUCCUUGCCGCCGAAACCUGCCGAGAGGCGGGCCGGAAGUGUGACACGGGGUGAGAAUCGCUACAGGAUUCAGUUCUGAACUGCCUAGCUUUGUAUUUUUCUAUUGCCAAGGAAUUAAAUAUGAAGCAAUGGAUUCUGGAGUGUUUUUAUGAAGAUUAUUCAGAGCUGGAAACACUGAAUCAUGGCAGAA